This is a messenger RNA of Thrips palmi, 4425 nucleotides long. RefSeq names its product F-box/WD repeat-containing protein 7-like. The record is from RefSeq and is a predicted model, not a curated record. Gene Ontology annotation, biological process: ubiquitin recycling; proteasome-mediated ubiquitin-dependent protein catabolic process. Gene Ontology annotation, cellular component: nucleus; cytoplasm. The transcript is spliced from 12 exons. Gene Ontology annotation, molecular function: ubiquitin binding. Bases 71 to 2437 code for a protein of 788 amino acids. Lineage: Eukaryota; Metazoa; Arthropoda; Insecta; Thysanoptera; Thripidae.
GGUCGCUCUUACAUGAUGGUCACACCUUUGAAAUGACACUCAUGUCACAUUAUCUACUGUGUACAUUUGUAUGAUUAGUAUUUUUUCUCUUCUGGAGACACUUGACUUGUGCGAGGAGUACAAGGCAUUUCCUUGCCUGAGAAUGGCAACUAAUGAACCCUCGGCAGAGGCUAGUACUACUGGUGAUAACGCAGUCUCUCCCUUGAAAACCAACUAUACCAUAGCGAUUGAUGGUGGCAGUCGCAUUGAAAUUGAUGGUGGCAGUCGCAUUGAGAUCGAUGAUGGCAGUCGCUUAGUCUUGCCUUGCCUUAGACUUGUCCCACAAGAAGACUCGUUGCAAUUAGGAGACUUGCUAGACAAUGAUCCAGAAAUUGUAUUAGAAGUAGAAGUGGAAGCUGGAAAUAGUAAUGAGCUAGAUCCGGGUCCGUCUGUAUUAGGCAAUUUUAACAGAGACUGUGAACAAGAUAACAUUGAUGAAUGUGAUAGUAAUCAACCAGAGUCCAGCUCAACUGGCCCUGAAGAUGUUGCUAGUGGUGGCGGUAUUCACACAGAUCAAGUAGAUAGUGCUGAUGGAGAAGAGUGGAAUUUACGCCGUCUGGUCCAACUAGAUAAGCGACAUCAGGAUGCUGUCAGUAGUGAAGCUGAUGAUGAAGGUGAUGAUGACGAAGAUGGAGGCAUUGAUAGUAGCAGUGAUGAAUUUGAUCAUGAAGAAACCAUAGAGGCCAGGUUAAGGGUUUAUGGGGACCGAACAAGUGGAAAUUCACCUCAAGAGACUGAUUUAAGUCCUAUUGCCAGCUGCUCCAGCCAACCAUCACCACCUAGGCAUAAACGUAAAUUAGAAAGUCAAGGAGAUGUUCAAAAUAGGUAUCCUUGCAAAAAAAUUAAUCCUGAAGAUAAGACUGCAUUUCAUACAAGCUUUUUAGCCAAUGGGGAAGACGGAUGUCCUUCCUCUUCUAAAUCUCAUUGUGUAGCACCCACCAAAGAAAGCCCUCCACCAGAUCUGAGAGAAUGGCUUCAAAAAUUUGAGCACUGGCGGAAUGCUGACCGGCUUAUGGCAAUUGACCGGCUCAUCGAAACUUGUGAACCAAUGCAGGUCAGGCAUAUGUUGGAAGUUAUUGAACCACAAUUCCAAAGAGAUUUUAUUUCUCUUCUACCGAAAGAGCUGGCUCUGUAUGUACUGAGCUUUUUGGAACCUAAAGAUCUACUUCGAGCUGCUCAGACCUGUCGCAACUGGCGUUUCUUGGCUGAUGAUAACUUACUGUGGAGAGAGAAAUGUAGAGCUGAGGGUAUUAAGGAUCUUCGUGAUGUAAGCAGCCACCGGCGCAAGAAAAGCCUCACUGGUAUUAAUAUGUCACCAUGGAAAGCUGAGUACAUGCGUCAACAUGCCAUCGAAAUGAACUGGAGAACGAAGCCGAUCCGGACACCGAAGGAACUUAAAGGUCACGAUGACCAUGUAAUUACUUGCCUCCAGUUCUCAGGAAAUCGCAUUGUCAGUGGCUCCGAUGACAAUACUCUCAAAGUUUGGUCUCUAACCACUGGAAGGUGUGUGAGAACUCUUGUUGGCCAUACUGGUGGGGUGUGGUCCUCUCAAAUGUCUGGAAACACUAUCAUAUCAGGAAGCACUGAUCGUACUCUGAAAGUUUGGGACGCUGACUCAGGGAUGUGCCUUCAUACUUUGUGCGGCCAUACUUCAACUGUACGGUGCAUGCACCUUCAUGGAAAAAAGGUUGUGAGUGGAUCUCGAGAUGCUACACUUCGCGUGUGGGAUAUUGAGGCCGGGCAAUGUUUGCACAUUCUCAUUGGACACAUGGCAGCAGUACGCUGUGUGCAGUAUGAUGGUCGUUUGGUAGUUAGUGGUGCUUAUGACCAUAUGGUGAAAGUUUGGGACCCAGAAAAAGAAGAAUGCCUUUAUACUCUAGAAGGUCAUACAAACAGGGUUUAUUCUCUUCAGUUUGAUGGUGUUCAUGUUGUUAGUGGCUCACUUGAUACAAGCAUAAGAGUGUGGGAAGUAGAAACAGGUGCCUGCAGGCACACGCUGAUGGGUCACCAGUCUUUGACAUCUGGAAUGGAGUUACGUAAUAACAUUCUUGUAUCUGGUAAUGCUGAUUCAACCGUCAAAGUGUGGGAUAUUGUCAGUGGUCAAUGCCUUCAAACUUUGUCAGGUCCCAAUAAACAUCAGUCGGCUGUCACAUGUCUUCAGUUCAACAGCCGGUUUGUCAUAACAUCUUCUGAUGAUGGCACUGUGAAGUUGUGGGAUGUCAAAACUGGUGAAUUUGUUCGGAAUUUAGUUUCAUUGGAAAGUGGUGGAGCUGGAGGUGUUGUAUGGCGUAUUCGUGCCAGUGAAACAAAAUUGGUUUGUGCAGUUGGAAGCCGAAAUGGUACUGAAGAAACGAAAGUUUUAGUUUUAGAUUUCGAUGUUGAACCUCCACGCUCCUGAGAAUUACUGCCUGAUUGUCCCUGUGGAGUUGUAUUUGCUGGCCAUAUAAAGAAACAGUUAAGUUUGUUAAAUCUGAAUCAUGGACAGCCCUGGUUGCACUGGGACAAUUGGUUUCUUUAUCCUUUGGGUGUAGUUUACUCUCAAGUGGGUGCAGCACAGUUCCUACCUUUCUAUUGGCAUUCUGCUUUCUCUUUUCCUUUUGGGUCAAUGUUCAUGAAGUGUAUUCUUGAUUUAUUAUUAAAGAUCAAUAGUAUUCUUUCAUUAAAUUUUUUAACAGUGUACUUUGUGAAAGAAGUGGAAUCAUUGAUUCAUUUUUUCAUGGUUUUUAAUUUAUCAUGGGUUUCUGUAGGCUUGUGAAUGCUAAGUUAUCCCCAGCUCUAGUCGGAAGUGGGCCAGGAUGUUAUAUUUUCACCAUUUACUAUUUUAGAAGGGACUACUGUGCUACUCUGAAUGGUUGGUUGGUUGAUUUUCAUUUCACUUUAUUCCAUAAGCUCGACAGUUUGAAACAGUCAACCGCUUCAUGCUCAAGGAUUUUUUUGUUUAUAUUUUAUCAGCAAGUGGUGUAUCAGCAUGUCCAGUAGACGAGGGUAAUUUUUAGUUUUCAUUUAUCUUUCUUUAAACACGACUGAAAAUGUUGCAAGAGUUCCUCCAUUUGGAACCUUAGGUACUCUUCAGCAAUGGGAUUUAUGGAAGGCAAAAUAAAGAAAAUAACAAAAAAAAGUUUGGUUAAAACAAAAACAAAGUAGAUUAAAUGUACUUGGAUUGAAAGGAGCUAUCAUUUGAAUGAUUAAUGGGCAAGUGUUUGCUUGCUGUAACACAUUAACUGAGAUUGUGCAUAAUGCUGAGCUGGAUGAUAAAAAUUAAGCUCUUUCUGAAAAGUAUUAAAUUUGGAUUGUGUGGGAGCAGCUCUACAAUAAGUAAAAGUGUUUGUCGUGGUACAAAGAUAAGUAUUAUUGUGAUCCUUGUUAUGGAUUACAGCUCAAUAGGAAUGAUAAAUUUGUACCUAUGUGAUUUAUUAAACUAUUUUUUCUCUCUUCUGACAGUUGUUUCAUGUCUAAAAAGCAAAAUUUCAAAAUUUUAUUGGUUUUAUUGUUUGUACAAUUCUUUGCUAUUCUUUUUCUUUUCAUUUUCUUGUCAUCCCAGUUUUUAUGUUUUAGAAUUCCUUAUGCAUGUUUGGAUUUUGUACUAAACUUUCCUGUAAUUCCUGUUCAUUUGAAAGGAUUUUAUUUAUUGUAGCCUUUACAGAAAUCUUAAGUUUUCUGAUGUUCGUACAGGAAAACUUUAUGAACCUAAAAUGAAGCUAAGUUUUAGCAGGGACAAAUGUUUAAUAUGGCUGUUUUAAAUGCUUAACCUUACAAGGGUGAGAGCAAAGGUAAAUCGCCCUUAAAAAAAACAAGAAAAAGUCUGACUUGUGGGGAAGUUGCGUAAUUGAUACUCUAUGCUGUGAUUUAAAAAUCAUGAAGAUAUCAGUUCAAAAGAGUGCCUCAAGAAAGCAGUGAGACACUUCUUUUGAAAUGGGAACUUAAGAAAUCUGUUUGUGUUGUCAAUAUUUCUUGCGUUGUCUUAGCUUUGUGUAAUGUUUUGAAGCGCGACCGUUAAAUGUUACACAUGGUUAUUAAUUUGUUCUGCUAUAGUAAAAUAGUCCCUACUAUUUCUUCAUUUAUUGGUUGUAAUUUGUUAUUUUCAUGUUUGGCUGUCCCUUCAAGGACCAUUUGUUGCUGAACCAUUUGAUACUUGUUUUAUUUUCAUUUAAAGCCAUGAAAGAAACAAAUAUGGAUGUUAUCAUUUUAUAGCAAAGUUGCCAAAAGUGUUUUUAUGUGCAUUUUGAGCUUGGCUCGUUCUUAGCUAUGUUUUCACUUUUUCCAUUCAAUGACUCUUCAUUGAUCCAAUGUCUUCAACUGAUGGGAAUGCAUCUGAAUUUGUGUACAUGUCACAGGUGUGUUAUGAAAAAUCCUUUGUACAAGAAAUAUUAAAUAUUUGUAUUGUUA